Messenger RNA from Python bivittatus (Burmese python), 2710 nucleotides. Its product is annotated as keratin, type II cytoskeletal 4-like. Gene Ontology annotation, biological process: keratinization; intermediate filament organization. NCBI's taxonomy places the organism in Eukaryota, Metazoa, Chordata, Lepidosauria, Squamata, Pythonidae. The record is from RefSeq and is a predicted model, not a curated record. Gene Ontology annotation, cellular component: keratin filament. Gene Ontology annotation, molecular function: structural constituent of skin epidermis.
AUGUCUCGCCAGUCUUAUGGGAUAAGCAUAUCAGGAGGGAACAAGGGAUUCAGCUCCAGCUCAGCUUGCUUCUCAGGUGGACAAAGAAUGAGCUUCAACAGCGCCUCCACAACCCGUGGAUGUUCUGUCCGUGGUGGAAGCGGAGGGGGUGCUUUUGGCAGCAGAAGCCUAUAUAAUGUUAAUCAAGGGGGCAACAAGAGAAUCUCCUUUGGUGGAAUUGGUGGCAGUGGCUUUGGUGCAGGUUUUGGUGGUUGUGGCCAAGGGGGUGGAAGCUUUGGAGCUGGUGGCUUUGGUGGUGGCUUUGGAGCUGGUGGUGGCUUUGGAGCUGGUGGUGGCUUUGGUGGUGCAUUUCCAGUUUGCCCACCUGGAGGCAUUAAGGAGGUGACUAUCAACCAGAAUCUCCUGCAGCCCCUCAAUUUGGAGAUAGAUCCAGAGAUCCAGAAAGUGAGGGUAGAAGAGAGAGAGCAGAUCAAGACCCUCAACAACAAAUUUGCCUCCUUCAUUGACAAGGUUCGCUUUCUAGAGCAACAAAAUAAAGUAUUGGAGACCAAGUGGAAACUCUUGCAAGAACAGGGCAGUGGUAGUGCUGGUGGUCAAAAGAAUCUUGAUCACCUUUUUGAAGUUUAUAUCAACAAUCUAAGGAGGCAGCUGGAUGGUCUUCUGAAUGAGAGGCGAGGACUUGAAUCAGAACUGAAAAACUUCCAAGAUCUUGUGGAGGAUUUCAAGAAUAAAUAUGAAGAUGAAAUUAACAAGCGUACUGCAGCAGAGAAUGAUUUUGUGCUCUUGAAAAAGGAUGUAGAUGCUGCUUACAUGAACAAAGUGGAACUGCAGGCAAAACUGGAUGCCUUAACAGAUGAAAUCAGUUUCCUAAAGUGUCUGUAUGAAACUGAACUGAACCAGAUUCAGCAAACCGUUUCUGACACUUCUGUUGUCCUUCAAAUGGACAACAACCGGAACUUGGACUUGAAUAGCAUCAUUGCUGAGGUCAAAGCUCAGUAUGAGGACAUUGCCCAGAAGAGCCGGGCAGAAGCAGAGUCUUGGUAUCAAUGCAAGUAUGAAGAGCUGCAGAUGUCAGCUGGGAAACAUGGUGACAACCUACGAGAUACUAAGGCUGAGAUCUCUGAGCUGAGCCGGGUGAUUCAGAGGAUGCGAGCUGAAGUAGAAAAUGUGAAGAAACAGUGUGAGAAGCUGCAGGCUUCUAUUGCAGAAGCUGAGGAACGUGGUGAAUUGGCACUCAAGGAUGCCAGGGACAAGCUCUCUGAACUAGAGGAUGCUCUGCAGAAGGCCAAGGAAGAAAUGGCCCGUCUCUUGAAGGAGUACCAGGAGCUGAUGAACGUCAAGUUAGCACUUGAUAUUGAAAUUGCUACCUACAGGAAAUUGCUUGAAGGAGAGGAGAGCAGGAUGUCUGGAGAGUGCCAAAGUGCUGUGAGCGUCUCUGUGAUAGGCUCUUCCACGACUUCUUCUGGUGGAGGAUAUGGUGCUGGAUUCGGAGGAGGUUUAUGCUAUGGAGGAGGAUCUGGUGGUUUUGGUGGCUUCAGUUCUGGAAGUGGGAGAGGCAUAUGCAGCAUAGGUGGUGGAGGAGUUUGCUCUGUAGGAGGAGGGUAUGGAGGAGGAUAUACUUCCAGCUCCGGUAGUGCCAUUGUGAAAAAAACUACCACCUCCUCCUCCUCCUCUUCCACCUUCAUGAGUACAGGCAGGAAAUAACAAGUAACAGAUGCAAUGACAGCCUAGUGCUGGAUAAAAGAAACAUUCUUCUGAUGAUCUCCACCAACCAUACCCAACCCAACCUUGGCAUCUUUCAGAGAAAAGAACUUUGUCUCUUACAACCACUGUGUCUGUUUUCUCAGAAUAUAUCUAGAUCUUGCAUUCUUUGCUCUUAACUCGUAUUAGUCUUCAUCCCCAAAUUUCAUUCUCCAGAUGUCAGUCAGAAUGUACCAGUCAUAAUAACAAGCGUUAAACAUGUUCAGGCUGUGUUUGCAUAAACUAAGAUAAUAAGCAUUUAUUCACUUCAUAGAAGUUUUUGUCAAGCAUGUGUGCCUUACGUUGUUCAAUACACACAUCUUUGAGCAAUAGGAGUGUAAAUCCCAUGUUGUCCAGACAGGGAGAAUCAUGAUUAUUUCCAAAUUCUGGGAGUUUUUCUUAGUCUUUUUUUUCCAUGGUGAACUGAGGAAGAGCUGAAACAGGCUUGGAUAGGAGUGAAAAAGAUAUUUGAUUAUGGUCAUGUGUAAAGGGUAGGUUCCACCACUAUUCUGUUCACAUUUUAAGUCUGCUGAAUGAGCACGAAAGAGAAAAUAGUGUGAUGGUAAACUAUAUCAAAGUAAUUGUUGAUGUGAGCAUAGCCCAACUGGUGUUUUUCUGUGGUUAUCUGCAGCUCUGCUGAUUGACACUGGUUAUCUAGAAAAUAUAUAUAUUCACACACAUAAAAUAGCAGUAGUCAGAAGUUGUGGCCUAGCCAGGGUUAAGUGCUAUUUUAGGGCCUUAUCAUUUCAGUGAAAAAAAUUAAGCACUUGUUGAGAUCAUGUCCAUUUAAGGAAAAAAAAGUGGGAUUUUCACAGAUUUAACUUUGUCUGAAUUAUGCCCCAUUUUCCUUCCUUCCUUCUUUCCUUCUUUUCUUUCUUUCUUUCUUUGUGGCAUUGAAAACUUCUUUGCUCAUUUUAGUUUUUGAGAUGAUUCCCUUUCAUGGGUAUGUGACCAUCUGCAUCUCAUUAAA